AUGUUGGCUAGUUGGGGCAAUGAUUCUUACAUUUUGCUUGAUGGUGACAAGUGUGUGGUUUACAUCCUUCCCAACUGGGUAGGUGAUUCAUUUGAUCCGAAUGACCCCGACACUUGGUUUCCUCCGGAUCAGUUGACUCUAGUAGGUGUGCUAUCCAACUCUGAGGAUGAGGAAAACGAUGAAGAAGAUUAUGAAAAGAUUCCCGAGGCGGAGGACCAUUUUAACCAGCUUCCGGUGCAACAACCGAUGUAUCAACAUCACCAUUUCCAGGUCCCUCCACACCAUUUUGACCAUCCUCAGUAUCAGCCAUAG
Messenger RNA from Lactuca saligna, 312 nucleotides. NCBI's taxonomy places the organism in Eukaryota, Viridiplantae, Streptophyta, Magnoliopsida, Asterales, Asteraceae. The record is from the annotation of a GenBank genome assembly.